AGACGACGCACCACCGCACAGCAUGCCCGCCCCCGCCGCAAGCAAGCGCGUCAAGAACAAGCGCGUCAGCCGCAACAUCAUCAUCGGCUCCGAGGCCUGGCAGCUGCCCCCCGUCGGCCACCCCGACCGCCCCAAAGGCGUGCCCGACGACCACACCAAGCGCUGGACCGUCUACGUGCGCCAGCCCGACGGCGACCCCGCCAUCACCGCCUGGCUCAACAAGGUCCAGUUCAAGAUCUUCAACACGUACGAGAACCCGCUGCGCACCUGCGAGAGCCCGCCCUUCGACGUGACCGAGACGGGCUGGGGCGGCUUCAACAUCGACAUCCGCCUGCACUUUCAGCCUGCCUCGGGCGAGAAGGCCCAGUACCGCCAGCACUUCCUGCAGCUCGAAAAAUACGGCGACGAUGCCAUGCAGGCCGAGCAGGAGCGCACCGGCUGCGUGCGCUCGGAGUUCCUCGAGGUCGUCCAGUUCAACGAGCCCACCGAGGCCCUGUACGACGCCCUGACCGCAGAGGACCAGUGGAACUACCUGACCCCCGCAAAGGGCGGCAGCAAGAAGGCCUCGCUGGGUCCCAACGGCAGGCUGAAGCGCGGCCUGCCCAACGGCGAACGCAGCGCCCAGCUGCCCGAAAAGGGCGCCGACGACAUCCCCUUCAGCCAGGAGCAGGAGCAGGCCUUGAUUGACUUUCUCAAGGCCAAGAUGGACGACGUCGAUGCCGCCUACAAAAAGGAGCUCAAGGCGAGGGAGGACCAGGAGAAGAACCUGCACGCCCUAAGGCAGGAGCUCGGACACGAAGCCGCACAGCUGGCUGCCCAGCAGGCCAGCGGCGAUCGCAGUCGCCGGAGGUGAGGGAACAGCCUUCUUGGGCCUCAGUGCCUGAUUGACUCGACGCUCAUGGCCCUGCAACUCACACCAACACGCGCCCAUUGUGGCAUAACGAGAGUCCGCCAGCAACAUGCCCGUGCUCUUGUUCGUUCUGCUUGCCAUGCUGACAUUGCCGAGUAACAACAGACGCCUCGACCUUGCGCGUGAGCUCAAGUAGUUUGACAAUGAUACGCAAGACUUUCUGGACGGUCCCCACAGGCGCCAUCCUUGAUAUUGCAACCGAGUGCGUGGCGUGGCCGGCGUUGGGGACUAGGUUGUAGUGAAUUGUUGAUACACAUUGGCCUGUUUUGACCAUGUCUUUCUUCAAGGCUGUGUGGCAAUGUACCUCCAUGAGU
Dothidotthia symphoricarpi CBS 119687 is the source of this 1224-nucleotide messenger RNA. RefSeq names its product yeats-domain-containing protein. The transcript has 2 exons. Gene Ontology annotation, molecular function: histone binding. The record is from RefSeq and is a predicted model, not a curated record. The coding region runs from base 23 to 853 and encodes 276 amino acids. Gene Ontology annotation, biological process: regulation of transcription by RNA polymerase II; chromatin remodeling. Gene Ontology annotation, cellular component: NuA4 histone acetyltransferase complex; Swr1 complex. NCBI's taxonomy places the organism in Eukaryota, Fungi, Ascomycota, Dothideomycetes, Pleosporales, Dothidotthiaceae.